This is a messenger RNA of Zychaea mexicana, 1461 nucleotides long. RefSeq names its product mate-domain-containing protein. Gene Ontology annotation, molecular function: antiporter activity; xenobiotic transmembrane transporter activity. Gene Ontology annotation, biological process: xenobiotic detoxification by transmembrane export across the plasma membrane. The transcript is spliced from 4 exons. Gene Ontology annotation, cellular component: membrane. The record is from RefSeq and is a predicted model, not a curated record. Lineage: Eukaryota; Fungi; Mucoromycota; Mucoromycetes; Mucorales; Lichtheimiaceae. The coding region runs from base 1 to 1461 and encodes 486 amino acids.
AUGGCCAAAGUAACGGAAAGGAGCCCUUUAUUAGAUCAACAAGCGACAACGGGCACAAGAACCGUAGCAGUGCAGUUGGCACCAACGUGGCCCGAAGAGCUGAACUGGCUGUUCUAUAAAAGCGUACCUGUUACACUGUAUUAUAUACUCAAAGUCCUAAUAAACAUUGCUAGCGUCCUUGCACUCGGCCAUCUUGGGUCGACUGAGCUUGCAGCAAGUGCAUUGGCCACAAUUUUCCUCUCCACAACAUGGUUCACCGUUACAUAUGGUGCUUCAAGUGCGCUUGAUACUUUAUGCUCUCAAGCUUGGACGGGCGCACAAGACCGGAAAUUGGUUGGCGUUCAUCUGCAGCGAGCACUAGUAAUUCUAAGCAUCAUGCAUGUGCCCGUUGCACUCCUGUGGCUUAAUGCAAGUCGUAUCUUGUUGGCAAUCGGCCAGGAACCAGAAGUGGCACUUUACGCAGGCAUCUAUUUAAGAUAUUAUCUGAUCGGAGCUCCAGCCUAUGCUUUUUCUGACGUCCUGCGAAAAUAUCUACAAGCCAUCGGUAUUAUGAGCGCUGCGACUUACGUUCUUAUGAUAGUUGCGCCCAUUCACAUCGUAUUGACCUACAUUUUGACGUUUUGCGAGCCAUUCAAUCUCGGUUUUGACGGUGUUCCACUUGCAGCCAGUCUUACCUCCUGGAUCAUGUUUUUCCUGCUUGCAACUUAUACACGCUUUUCACCAGAGUACUAUGAAGGCUGGGGUGGAUGGACGCGUGCCUGCCUUUCCGACUGGAACACCUUCUUCCGUUUCGCUGUACCCGGUAUUGUCACCAGUUAUGUGGAGCUCGGUUCAAGUCACCUCAUCUCGUUUGGCGCUAGCUAUCUAGGAACCACCGAAUUGGCGGCGCAAUCUAUAAUCAUGAAUGUGCAUGAUAUUUGCAGCGUGAUGGGCUGGGGUGUUUCUGGCGCAGUCGCAACACGUGUAGGCAACGCGCUCGGAAACGGCCGACCUGCCGAUGCGCAACAAGCGGUCCGCUGUGCUUAUGGCUUGAUCCUUGGUUUGGGAUCGUUAUUGUCAGCCGCAUUAAUGGUUUGGUCUGAUAGCUUGGGUUAUUUGUUUACACCCGACAUUGACAUCGUGCUUGCUGUAGCAACCAUGAUCCCACUUCUUGCCAUUGCUCAAGUUUUCCUUGGUUUGGGAAAUGUUGCUACAGGAGUUCUGCGUGCUGCAGGAAGACCGGAAGUUACGGCUUGGAUCAACACCGUCAUGUACUAUGCUAUUGGGAUACCAACGGCAUAUAGCCUCGCAUUUAAGGCUGAUUGGCAGCUGGCCGGCCUGGUGACCGGAUUAUGUCUCGGGAUCAUCUUUACAACUGCUGGCCAUUUGUUGUACAUUCAUGCUAUCGAUUGGUUCAUGGUUGUACAAAGGACCCAGGAACGGAUCCAGAGCGAAGAGAGCAAGAUCAGUGAUGAGUAUUGA